CUAGAGGGCCGAGUUACACCAAGUGCUUUUCCCAGGAUAAUCUUCUCCUCCGAGUUCAUCAGAUCAAUGCUUGUCUGGUCAACUAAACCGCGAUGACUCUACUUCUUCCUUACCUUCAAUCUGAGCUGGCAUAUGCACAUAUGCAGCCUGUAUGCACCGUACCGAGGCUGGUUCUCUCACUCCUUCCAGGAAAACAACAACAGCAGCAGCAGCAGCAACAGCACCGAACCAAGAGCCAAGACCCCAUCCAAGAAGGCUUAAUGCGACGACCGGACCCAAGAAACCACUAUCGCUCACAAAAGUUUGAACUCAACCCUUUUUUUAGGCAAGCCUACCACAGCAUUCCACACGAAUCUUUCCAUUCCAAAGCACACCAACUCCCGAGUCUAAGUGCGCUGGACCGUCCGAAAUCAAGAUGCAUCCGUCCGAAAGAGUGGCAGAACUGACGUAGGUGGGCUGCUGCUAUUUGCAUGGUAGAUUACAUGGGUGAUCAUACUCCGUGUAGAGUUGUAAUGAAAGGAUUACUCCCAAAUACAACUGCAGGC
This is a messenger RNA of Aspergillus uvarum CBS 121591, 545 nucleotides long. RefSeq lists its product as uncharacterized. The coding region runs from base 93 to 446 and encodes 117 amino acids. Lineage: Eukaryota; Fungi; Ascomycota; Eurotiomycetes; Eurotiales; Aspergillaceae. The transcript has a single exon. The record is from RefSeq and is a predicted model, not a curated record.